Messenger RNA from Sinocyclocheilus anshuiensis, 1218 nucleotides. Its product is annotated as acetyl-CoA carboxylase-like. The transcript is spliced from 9 exons. Gene Ontology annotation, molecular function: acetyl-CoA carboxylase activity; ATP binding; metal ion binding. The record is from RefSeq and is a predicted model, not a curated record. Gene Ontology annotation, cellular component: mitochondrion. Gene Ontology annotation, biological process: fatty acid biosynthetic process. The coding region runs from base 49 to 1218 and encodes 389 amino acids. NCBI's taxonomy places the organism in Eukaryota, Metazoa, Chordata, Actinopteri, Cypriniformes, Cyprinidae.
UUGUGACAGGUGCUCAUUGCCAGCAAUGGCAUUGCUGCAGUCAAGUGCAUGCGUUCCAUCCGUCGCUGGGCUUAUGAGAUGUUUCGGAAUGAACGGGCCAUACGUUUUGUCAUCAUGGUUACCCCGGAGGACCUCAAGGCCAAUGCAGAGUACAUCAAGAUGGCAGAUCACUAUGUACCUGUCCCAGGAGGGACAAACAACAACAACUAUGCUAAUGUGGAGCUCAUUUUGGACAUAGCAAAACGAAUUCCCGUUCAGGCCGUAUGGGCCGGUUGGGGUCAUGCUUCUGAGAACCCCAAACUCCCUGAAUUGCUGCACAAGAAUGGCAUCGCCUUCAUGGGUCCACCUAGUCAGGCUAUGUGGGCUCUUGGAGAUAAGAUUGCCUCUUCUAUUGUGGCCCAGACAGCUGGCAUCCCUACGCUACCCUGGAGUGGAACAGGGCUGACUGUAGAAUGGACAGAGAAUGACCAGAAGAAAGGAAUUAUUAAUGUCCCUACUGAGCUGUACGAGCAGGGCUGUGUACAUGACGUGGAGGCUGGACUUAAGGCGGCAGAAGAAAUAGGCUACCCUGUGAUGGUGAAGGCGUCUGAAGGCGGAGGAGGAAAAGGUAUCCGGAAAGUCAAUGGUGCAGAAGACUUCCCCAACCUCUUUAGACAGGUUCAAACUGAGGUUCCAGGUUCCCCCAUCUUUGUCAUGCAAUUGGCCAAACACGCUCGCCACCUGGAGGUGCAGGUCCUGGCUGAUCAGUAUGGUAACGCCAUCUCUCUGUUUGGCCGUGACUGCUCCGUCCAACGGAGGCAUCAGAAGAUCAUUGAAGAAGCUCCGGCUACUAUUGCCACCUCUGAUGUGUUUGAGGAUAUGGAGAAGUGUGCAGUGAGGUUGGCGAAGAUGGUGGGCUAUGUGAGUGCAGGUACAGUGGAGUAUCUCUACAGUCAAGACGGCAGCUUUUACUUCCUAGAGCUCAACCCUCGUCUUCAAGUGGAACAUCCUUGUACUGAGAUGGUGGCUGAUGUUAAUCUGCCUACGGCCCAACUGCAGAUCGCUAUGGGCAUCCCACUUCACCGCAUUAAAGACAUCAGGGUGAUGUACGGGAUGCAGCCAUGGGGAGACUCCCCUAUUGACUUUGAUGGACUCUCCACCACCCCCUCUCCACGAGGACAUGUCAUUGCAGCUCGAAUUACUAGCGAGAACCCAGAUGAGGUGUGUGAUCCUGACUGA